Amphimedon queenslandica is the source of this 683-nucleotide messenger RNA. RefSeq names its product cap-specific mRNA (nucleoside-2'-O-)-methyltransferase 1-like. Gene Ontology annotation, biological process: methylation; 7-methylguanosine mRNA capping. The transcript is spliced from 7 exons. Lineage: Eukaryota; Metazoa; Porifera; Demospongiae; Haplosclerida; Niphatidae. Gene Ontology annotation, molecular function: methyltransferase cap1 activity; protein binding. The record is from RefSeq and is a predicted model, not a curated record. The annotation marks the transcript as partial. Gene Ontology annotation, cellular component: cytoplasm; nucleus.
GGUGCAUCAGUUGAAGGUCAGGAGAACAUUCAAGAAAUAUUAAUGAAGCAACUGGUACUGUGUCAAUACUUGUGUGCUCUAUCCAUACUGAGAACUGGUGGACAUUUUGUCUGUAAAGUGUUUGACAUGUUCACUCCAUUUAGUGUUGGCCUGUUCUAUCUUCUUUACCGCUCGUUUGAGCAAGUCUGCAUAUUCAAACCAGUAACUAGCAGACCAGCCAAUUCAGAGAGGUAUGUGGUAUGUAGAAGCCUCAAGGAAGACAAGCAAUCUGUUAACCAAUAUUUAUUUAUUAUAAAUGAAACUAUUCAUGAACUAAGACAAGACGAAGAAGAAGAGAAAGAUAUUUUAGAGGUUGUUCCUAAUAAUUUAUUACAGACCGAACCAUUCUACACUUACAUUACUGACAGUAAUGACCGGGUUAAACCAUAUUAUCGCGUUGUUGACAUGAUAUCAACUUUUGGAGACUUGAGAUUACGUAACUGCAAAGGGUUAGGGGACGUACCUACAUUAGAUGUCUCACAUGACGAGUGGUUUAUAGCACCCAUUGGAGUUAUAUUCUGUAAAGUAUUACAAGAGCCGUGGCAGCUUCAUUUCAGUCAAUCAAGUGGUAGACUGUACUUUUUUAAUUAUAAAACGAACAAAAGCUCAUUCGAACCACCCAGAGAAUCAAUCUCACCAUUCCU